UUCUAAAAAAAAGAAGAGAAAACGAAAGAGUGAAUCUCUCGUGUUGGUGACUGAAUUUUUUAUUUUAUAUAACAUAUUCAGUGAGCAUAAAUUAAUUCGGGGGUGAUGUUAAUUAACAAUGUGAUCCGUUAUUAUAAUUAUGUCGGCUGUCAUUAUUGUCAAGAGUCACAGUUUCGACGUGCUUGAACCACUUUCCAGGCAUAUGAUACCUCGAGCGUAGAACUUUGAUUCGGUGUCAUCGAUUCAGGCUUGCUGUUGUGAUGUUCGUUUCACUGACAGAUGAUUAUGGAGAUAGCUGAUGCUGGAGGUGGUUACAAACGAUUUCGUGUAACUGUUCUAGUUCUGUUCAUACUUUUAUUCGGUUGGACAGACCGUGUGGCAGCUGGCGAUUGCGGUCUGGCCGAGUUAACUUGCCGGGAUGGGCAUUGUGUACCGAUUGACGCGUACUGUAAUGGACGAGAUGAUUGCGGAGAUAAUAGUGACGAGCCAGCGAUGUGUACACCCUGUAAUCGUACGUAUCACGGACGCGAAGGACGUACAUACAAAUUGGAUCUUCCGAGACCUAGCGAGGAACGUCUGCCAUUCCUUUGUCAUUUAACGUUCACCGCUGCUGGCCAGGGGUACGGUGAACUUGUACAACUGUUGUGGGAUGCGUUCAGCGUGGGCAGAGUAGACCCAAACACUGAUAGCUUCGUUACAAGCUGUCCUGAAGGAUCGUUACAAUUAGCAGAAUUAGGUAGACACUUUACGGGUGGCUCGUGGUGUGGAGUUGGAGAAGGGAAAGCUUCUUACUACAGCGAGACGAGUACAGUCACGGCGUCUAUACGAUUGUUUCACGCACCUUCCAGCGUACCUUUUGAAUUUCGUUUAAGGUAUAGAUUUGUGGCGCGCAACGAAGCCGUGGCUAGACUAGGAAAGCCUGAGCUUCCGAUCGAAAGGGGCUCCCCCGUGCCGGGUACUUACUGUUCUAGAAACUUUUACGAAUGUCACUUGAAGCAAUGUAGACUACAGAGUCCCAACUAUCCCGGGGAAUAUCCGAGAAAUGCCAGCUGCUCGAUAACUAUAAGACAGAAGGAGGUGCCCACCUGUAAGCAUGCUAUGAUCUCGGUGAAAUCUACGCCGACUGGUCCAGUCGGGAUUACCACAGCCAAUAGUACUUUAAGCGUAUGGCAAGAUUGCCGCCCGGAGAAAGAUCAUCUUAUCUUUCGAGACGGGGUCAGACCAGAAGAUUCGAUUUUAUUGAUUUAUUGCGGAGGACCUUUACCCAGGAUCACUGCCAGAGGUCCAACUAUGCAAGUGGAGUUCCGAAGUUCCCCUAUAGCCAUCCCCCUUGGUGCCUCUGCUUUGAGGCUCGAACUCGAGAUUCAAGUAGUUUAUGUCGACUCUGAUGGCCUCGACUAUGCGAAGGGCCCUCAAGGUUGCCAUUUUUUUGUAAAUGGUACUAACAAAAGGAGCGGCAUACUGAGAGCGCCGCUUCACGCACUGCCACCAAAUUCCAGCUGUACUUGGAAUAUCAAAGGAUCCGCUGGAGACAGAGUGUGGAUCUACUUUUCCUCGUACUCGCAACGGGACUUAACGGGUAGCGUCGAGAACAACGCCAGUUCUCAGUCGGAUGUACCUUGCGCGAUAAAGCUGAUAUUUUGGGAUGGUACACCGUCCACUGGACUUCCAAUGGCCACGCUUUGUGACGACACACCUAAGCUGUGUGCACACGCGGCUCUGAGGAAUGUUACUAGAAGCACGAGGCCGUGUACAGAGGAUGAAAGUUACAUCACAGUCGCACCAUCUUUAACGUUACGUAUGGAAACGUUGUUGGGUACUGCACUUCAUACGGUUAACUUUAAUGCACAGUACGAAUUUAUUUCGACCACACAAGUUGGCGAACCCUGGGGAGAUGGAGUUUGCAGCAGAGUAUGGCGCAAAGUUCGAAGCGGCGAGGUAACAUCACCUCGUGAUGUUCGUCUUUUUGGAAGAGGCGGAUCCCCAAAAUUAGACUGUAGAUAUCGUAUAGAGGCUGGUGCGGACGAGAGGGUGCGAUUGACGCUGCACAACGUCAGUCUAGGCGAGUCUACCAUUUGCACGAGCGAGCCAGAUCCUCAUACUGGCCGACCACGUUGUGUUCAAGAAGUGGGUUCCAGAGAAGCUCGUUUAGUUUUAUACGAAGCGCCCUGGCGGGAUGUAAAGCUUCCGAGAGCUUGUUUAUGUGAUAACACGUCGCAUCUUCCAUUGACGCACAUCUCUUCGAGCAGAGCUUUGGAGAUUACGUUUUUAAUCGAACAACAAGCUCCGCACGAAGACUUUGAAACUCUCUUUUUUUAUGCUAGCUUCGAACUUGUUCGUGCACCCGAGUGUCCCAGAAAGCAAAGAGUACGCGGAGAAGGCGGUGAAUUACGAUUCGUGGCUCCACCAUUAUCGAGACCAGAUAUUUAUUGUGAAGGACUUCCAUGGUUAGUGGAGGCACGCGAAAACAGGUCCCUUUUUGUUUUAACUUGGGGCUGGUUCCUUCCCCUAGAACCAUCGCCGAUAUCAGAAAUGAACGAACAAAGCAAAUGUCCAACCACCAACAGAAUCCUCCUUUACUCCGGUUGGCCGCCGAAACUUCUAAAAGUAGUGUGUCCCGCUGAACCAGGUGCAAGAGAGUUCACCGUUCACGUCUUCUCCGAAGAGUGGCUAGGAGGCACCGGCGAGGGUAAAUGGCCAGGUCCACCACGACCUCCUGCGCUUUUGCUGGACUUUGUUGCAAGAGAAUCUGGUCAGGCUGCAGCUUCGUGGUUAGAAAUUUCGAAGAGCAGAGCUGCAUUACGUAGACAGCUACGUUUACCCGAAAGAGGAAUAGAGAAUGAGACAUUGGCUAAUGGAGACUGUCCCCAUAAGUGUCCCGAAUUAAGCGCUUGCAUUGCCGCGAGUCUUUGGUGUGAUGGGAGAGCUCACUGUCCGUCCGGGCACGAUGAGGCGAAUUGUGGUAACGGGGCGAAAUUACUUGGAUUAUUACCUUCGGAAAUGUGGCUGGUAUUAGCCGGUGUCGCUGGAAUUAUCGCUGCCUUUGCGUGCUUCUUUGUGGUACUGAUUAGCAGGUCAAAAGCGCGUACGAAAAGACUUCACUAUAAGGGUACAAAAAAAAGCAAUAGACCGAGGCGAGCGCCGACAGAGGAGACGCUACUGGGAGCAGCAUCCUGACAACAGCAGCCCGGUUUCGUGGAAUAUAUCCAUGUAGACCGGGAAACAACCGUUUAGCAAUAUUUCUCUGUGCUUUACCGUCCACUAAAUUAACACUAUCCCCAGGCAUCGUAAACCAAAUGUCAAAGUAUCUUUCUUUCUAAAAUGGCAUUUAUCUAUUUUUUUUGUUACGUUUAAUUCAUUAUAUAUUUUAAACUUGCAGCUGUUGCUUAGUUGUAAUUGUUAUAAAUAUUUGUUCGUUUACAUGUUCCUAUUUUUUUAGAUACUACAUAUAACUGUAACGUGUUAUCACGAUUAAACAGUGCAAUAGGGAUGGGACGCAAAAGCGAUGCUUUCUGUUUCUUUGGAAAACUAUUUCAAGUUUGAAUAACGUAGCUUAUCACUUUGUUGUACGGACAGUUAGAGUGAUAGCAGUAUCAGUGUUCUCAUUCAUGCAUAAUGAGUGUAUGAUAGUGAGAAGUGAAUGGUAAUACGCAUCGUUACAGAAACUGCUUUAUAAAAACUAGAAUACUUCUGAAGGUAUAAUGUAAAAUUGUAUACCAAAAGUGUACGGCUAAGUUAAGUUAUGACACUGUAACUUCAUUCAUUGACACGAUGUUUUAUAAACCAGAGAGAUAGUAAAUGCAAUUAAUAUAAUAUACAGGAAUAAAUCUAUAAUUUAAAAAAUAUCACACAUAUUGCUCAAAGGAUAUUGUAACUGCCAAAAACAAAAAGAUAUUUUAAUUUCGAUUAGCUGAUGUAACAUUUUUAGCAGCAAUAGAAAAGAAAAAAAAAUAGACGAAGUAUUUCAAACGCAGAAGAGGAUAACUUUUUUAUAUUUUAAUGUAGGGGAAACAAAGUUAAAUUUAAAUAAAAAUGGGAAGAUCAACAUUAAUUACAUAAUCAUAGUUACAUCUAUCGACGAUGCCAAAAAGUUAAUUUUAACGUGUUCAGUAUCUAUAUUUCUCCUGAGAUUUUUAAACAUAUUUUUAUGACUUUUGCUCAGAUAUUUAAUUAUAUAUUUUAAAUAAGUUACAUUGAAAAUAAAAAAAGAGAGUUGUAAAAAGUAAAAAUAGUUAUUUAACUCGAAAGCUUAUUGAAUUUGGUAAACAAAAAUUGUCGACAUUGAUGAUAUUGAUAUCUAUUAUUUUUCAUUUGCUAAAUAGAAAAUAUACUACAAAAGUACUAUAUUUAUAAGGGAACAAUUGUAGGUCAAGUUCCAGCGCACAAGAGAUUGUGAGAAAAAAGAAGGAAACGAAAAAAAAUUAGUUGAAGUUUAUGGUACAAUAUUAUAUAACAGUGUUUUCUUCAUUUCUUUAUAUUAAUUAAUUAAUUUUCCAUUUUAAUUUGCAAUUUCGAUAAAUAGAAUUCAUUUAUGAUCGUGCACAAUAUCUUAGACAUUGUAUCUCUCAUUGCAUAUUUAUUUAUUUAUUCAUUUACAAUUUACGUUCCUUUAAAAAUUAACUAACUAGUUUGCAACAAUAUAUACAAGUUAGUAAACUAUAUUCUUAUUAACCAGAUGAAAACCAAUCGAACUAAAUAAAGUAUAGAAAAAUAGAAGGGAUUAGAGGAUAUUUCUGAAAAUAUUCUAAAAAUGAUAAAAAAAAGAAGGAUCAUUCAUAAAAAUCGCUGUUAUACAAUAUUUAGUACUACAGUUUAUAGAUGCACUUACAAAAUAAAGUUAAACAUAGCUGUGACACAAAGUGUUGGAAGAUACUGAUAUAAUUUACGAUUAUAAAGCACUCGAUAAUGUUAAAAUGUUGUUAUUAAAAUAUAAUUGCUGUUACAACUGAACAACUAAUACGCAUUAUUUGAAUAAAAGAGAAGGAGAUAUUCGCCUAUCCGGUUAUUUAUAAUUAGAUGAUUCGUACACAAACGAUUUAAUCAAUUGAAUAUUUUAAAGCGAAAAAUUUAAUCUUAGAUGCACGAAUUACGAUUCAGAGGAAUAAAUCAAACAUAGUUUUUAAUUCAAAGUAACUAUGAUAAUAGAUUAUGGUACAUGAGUAUAUCAAGUAAGAGAAUAUAAAUUAAGCAUCGCUAUAAGGACUGAAAGUAAAAUUGCGAGAUGCGGCGAUUAAAUAAAAAAAAGGGAAAAAAGAAAAAAGCAAAAGAUGUAAUGAUAAGUGCUAUUCGAAAGUUAACAGUUAAUGUAUUAUGUAUCUAGCCUUUAGAGGACGUACAUACAAAUUAGAAGUGGAAUAUCUAAUACCUGGGAUCUGUAUCACACUAUACGUGAAUUCCUUACAAAAUUUAUCUUUUUUCUUUUUUCUAAAAUUCUUACAAAAUGUUUUACAAUAAUCGUGAUUAUAAACCAUUCUUCCUAUACAUUUAAAGAAAAGAGUAAUGACAACAUUUUCGAAAAUUCGCAACGAAUUUCGGAAUUGUGAAAUGGAUUCGAUAUGAAAAAAGAUGCACUUCCAUGUAUGUAAUAAUAUAUGAGAACUGAAUGUACAUACCAUGGUCUGCUUAAAAUAUUUCUAAUUGUGAUAUCUAUAUAUGGUAUUAUACAUCGCGUUAUACAAUAAUUUUGUUCAUUUGUUUUCUGUAGAAAGAGCAUAAUGACAUGUAUAUAAAAAAAAAACAAACAAAAGAAGAUAAAGGGUUUUAGAUUUUUAGUAUUUUGUUCUUCAAUCAUCAGAAAAUUAAUUAUUCAGAAUUUUAUAGCUUAACUAGAAGCACUAUGUAUUAUUAUUUUAAUGGAUGUGUGUUCAUCGUUUUAUCAUUCCAUAUAAAUAAUUUGACGUAGUUUCGUCUUGUAUAGGCUGUGUUGUUUUUAUGUAAUCAGAUAUCCGAGUGAUAUUAAUUUACGCAGACCAUGUAGCUCAAUAUAAGUAGCGAGUAUUAGAAACGAAAAAACUUUUACGGGGGAAUCCGAUACCGCGUGUCGUCUCCUUUAAACUAUUCUAAUCCAAAUACACGACUUAGAGUUUUGAGAGAAAUACAUUUUAUGAAGAGUAAAAGAGAAAAAAGAGUAUACUUAUACUAGGCUCUACUUUAGUAACGAAUUUACUUAAGAGGAAAAAGAAUCCAAAUAUUAUAUAUAUAUAUAUAUACACAUAUAUAUUAUAUAUAUAUUUAAGACUUAUACCCAGAUCGUGUACUCGUUCGUUUAAAAUUUGUAGAACAAACAAAAAUUGAUCUAUUAUUAAGGGAUUUACUCUUAAAGAGUAGAGUACAGAACAUAUUGCCUUUUACAACAUAAGAAUGACACGAGGUCGCGCAUAAUCUCAUCUAAGAGUAAAGAAUGACAUUACCGAUUAUUCCACUACACUUUAAUCGUAGAACUAGCUGCCAAACCAUACGAGUUAACAUAUUCUAAAAAUAUUCUCUUCUAUUCUUUUUAUUAAUUUAUUUAUAAAUCCUUCGAGGGGAGAACAUUUACAAUCUUCUACGUUCAGUUCUAUCACUGCCUCAAGAAAAAAAUAAAAUCAGGAAGAGAUACAGUAAGGGGAUUGUAAAACGAUAAAAGUUCUAUUCUUUGCAGAAAUGUAUUUUAAUCUUUAUUAAUUCGAAUUUACAUAAUCAUGUUUCUCCAAUUCAUUUUCUUGAAACUCUAUGUCAUUAUGUCGAUGAUGCAAUUACAGUUCAUAAACUGUUACUCUAACGACGAAGUGAUUAUGGUGAAACGCAGAGGCGAGGAAUAUAAGUGCGAAGAGAAGAAAGAAUUAUUGAUUUUCCUUGAGCACAUGUUUGUAUCGAUACUUUCAAUUUUAAAUAAAUACGAGAAAUUUCAAA
This is a messenger RNA of Bombus terrestris (buff-tailed bumblebee), 6891 nucleotides long. RefSeq lists its product as uncharacterized. Gene Ontology annotation, molecular function: protein binding. Gene Ontology annotation, cellular component: plasma membrane. The record is from RefSeq and is a predicted model, not a curated record. NCBI's taxonomy places the organism in Eukaryota, Metazoa, Arthropoda, Insecta, Hymenoptera, Apidae. The coding region runs from base 280 to 3177 and encodes 965 amino acids. The transcript is spliced from 5 exons.